This is a messenger RNA of Bactrocera latifrons, 5334 nucleotides long. RefSeq lists its product as uncharacterized. Gene Ontology annotation, molecular function: protein binding. The transcript is spliced from 4 exons. Bases 321 to 5156 code for a protein of 1611 amino acids. The record is from RefSeq and is a predicted model, not a curated record. NCBI's taxonomy places the organism in Eukaryota, Metazoa, Arthropoda, Insecta, Diptera, Tephritidae.
CUUUAGCGGAUUUUCUACUGUUCGGAAUUAAAAAGUCGUACACAAAAACUUUGUAUUAACGUUUUCCAUCCAAUAAUUUUUAUUAUACUUCAAUUCAGUUAAUAAUUGUGUAGGUUUUAAUCAGGUGGUUUUAUAUUCGGAGUAAGCAAUGUAGUUUGAAAUGGUGCUGCAAAAAGUUAAUCAUCAGAAGAUAGCUGAUAUCAAGUGCUGGGUGUAGUUUACGGAACGGUGUGAGAAACGGACAAAUUUUGCACAAAAUUAUUUUUAAUUUCUCUCAAAUGGAAAAUUAGGCACCAGUGUUUGUUAAAUAGACCGCAAAAAUGGCUUACAUUAACGUUGUAGAAUGGACGACAGACCAAGUGACCGACUGGCUGAAGGGUUUAGAUGAGUCAAUGGAGCACUACAUUAGAUCUUUUACAAAUAAUGAAGUAGGUGGUCGCCAACUACUAAAUCUACGCCCAUAUGAAUUGGAACAACUGGGAAUGUACUCUAUUGGUCAUCAGGAAAUUGUUUUGGAAGCUGUUGAAAAUUUGCGAAACUUCUAUUACAAUUUAGAUAAAGAAAAUCUUCAAUUUAUGGCAUUACAUGUUGCUACGGCUGCACACAGCUUGCAUCGACAGUUGGUUACGCAUAGUGAUUCAUCCAAAAUUGAAACACAAAUUUUGAGUGAUAUUACGCGGACUAUUGGUACUAUAAAACCUCUGAUAGGUUGGCUGGAACGCGCACCCUUUCAAGGCCAGGUUCAAUUCACAGAAAUAUGUAAAAAUUUACUACGUCUCGGGCUUGAAAUGGCUACCAUGGCGCAGAGAGAUCGUUUCGUCGAACGUCCUGUAGAUCAAAUACGUGGGACAGCGGAGAAGCUUGAACGACUUGCCAAUUACAUUAUACAAGAUAUAUCAGAUCCUAUGCUUUUACAACCAGCUUCACUAAAUCUCGUCACGGUAAAGAAGCGAGAGAUGGAUCCUGGCUUUGAGAUUGAAUCCAAUUAUCAUGGUGUUCAUAGGAUUACUGAAAUUAAGUAUAAUUCACCAGCGCAUACUUCUGGAAAAAUAGAAUACGGUGACGAAAUUGUGCAGAUUAACUAUCAGACAGUAGUAGGGUGGCAGGGUAAAACUGUUUGGCACCAACUACAUGUAUCUCCAACUGAUGUGCUAUUAACGUUGAAAAAGCGCCCAAAGCAUACAAAAAUAUAUGGUCAAAUUUAUAUGCAACCUUACCGUUUACCGAGCAAAAAACGCACAGUUGGAUCACGUUGGGGUGAAAACUUGCCGCCCGCAAGGACUGGUUUCCUAACUGUGCCUACUAAUCAAGCUGCGUUUGAGCUUUUGUCGCUGAAGUCUGAAGAAAAAGCAGCCACAACUGCUUCGGAUACAGAAUCCAAUUGCAGUGACACAUCUUCACCUAUAGAAACCAAGACAUCAGAGAAACGUAGUCGUCUAUAUUACGAAAAACCCCGUACAGUAUUACAACGUCGACAUACAAUCAGUGGUGACCUGAAAUGCAGUAAUGAUCUGUUUCAACAUCAAAAACCAAAUGCCGGAAUUGUAUGCGAUCCGUCGUCACCAAGUUUACGAGAUAAAUGCAAGUCAUUCGGAUUUGGUUUGGAGUUAACUUCACGGCCGAAAACCUGUAUAGGUAUGGGUGGCAAAAACGAUGAAAUACAAGAUGUGUUCAACAAAUCGAAAACCAAUGCCGACAGCACAGAAAAUGGUGAAAAUUCUAUUGAGCGAUCAAAGCCAGGAGUGAGCAAAGUUGUGCGCUUCGAUGCUAAUAUGAAAUAUGAAGACUAUCCGGUGGAUCAAAAAUUUACUUGCAAUGUUGAAAAUACUAUUUUAGAAACUUUUGAGCCAAUACUCUUUGCGGAUGAGGAGGAUGAGGAUGUGUUGGAUAUGCAACGUAAUGCUGUGCGCGAAGACAAAGCCUCAGCACUGUCGCCGUCAACGCCAACAACGACACCAACCACACCCAAACCCCCGGCUCCAUUGCCCGACGCAGCUACUGCAACUCAAGUUGUGGAAGCAGUAAACGCACCCAUCGUAGCUCGUCGAGGUCGCCUAGACAAAAGCCAUAGUACUCCAGCCUACGACAAUACAGGUGUAGAGAGUGAAACACCACCCGCUAUUGAGCCGCGAAAAGAGUUUCUACAGCAAACUCCUCCUGUGCCACCUCCCCGUCCACGUAAACAAAAAGACAUGUCGCCGCAACCAGUACCACCACCCCCUCCUAAACCCCUGAGUCUGAUGGGUACGACAUUGCAAUCCCCUGCAAACAUUAAAAAACCUAAUUCAUCCCCUGUAAAUGCAGAAGGAUCUAUCCAUACUCAACUGCAAUUACCCUUACCAGCAAUCCCCGCAAUGAUGAAUUCGCCGACAAAUACGACCAGCGCCAAUAUUAAUGUGCCGAAUACUACAGGACAAGUCAACGAAUUGCACACUCCAACAAAGAGUCGCACAUUGUCGCUGAAGAAAAAACAUAGUUUGGUCAAUAAAAGACGCAAUGUUAACCUGAAAGUACUUGGAACAGGUGAUAUACAAGGUCAUUUGUACAGACGUACGAAAGAUAGACGAGGCGUGACAUUUUGGGCUCGCUUAUAUUUUGUUAUGCUGAAUACUAUCCUUUACGGUUUCCGAUCGAAGGAAGCAACAAAAGCCAGUUGUGUUAUCUUUCUACCUGGAUUUACGGUGUCACUAGCUAAGGAAGUGCAUUCGAAGCCGCAUGCCUUUAAAGUAUAUCACGCCGCAAAAACCUUCUAUUUCGCGGUCGAGUCACAAGAUGCGCUGAAUCAGUGGGUGGAAUUACUCAAACAAGCCACUUUGCACACACAACCUCCAAAUUCGCACAACAUGCGGCAACUCUCAUCGGGCAGCGCAGCAGAAGACAUCAACACGAAAGAUUUGUUCUCCGAAACCGAUAGUUCUGGCGAAGAAACUGAAUCCUUAGUGUCUAGCAAUUUAUGCACGCCGUCACCGCAAUCAUCAGGAAAGGAUAUCAUUGCUAAUUUAACAGCCGCUACAUCCACACCCAACACUUCCCAGCCGAAACAGGAACGUCGUUAUUUGGGUUCACUGCGUAAGCUAACAAAGGGCACCCUGCCGUUCAAAAGCAGUAUAUCAUCAAGUGAGAAGAAACAUUCGAGUGACAUUCCAGUGCCCACUGAUCAGUAUCGUAGUUAUCGAAAAGUUCCCGGCGGCAGUUUUGGCCUGCAGAUUGGCACCAAUACUCCAGGCUACCAUCACGAUCUGUCAUUUCAACUUCAGCCAAGUAAUAAUCCCCCUACAUAUGGUAUGAAUACUUCGCAGCCACAAUUGGCGCCAACCGCGGCGCCACUUCCACCACUCCCCACUCACGAAGAUUCAGAUCGUAAACUUUCGCUGUCUUCAAGUCACGUCUCAAUCGUAAGCAACGGUACAGAUUUUUCAAUCAACUCUUCUAUGUUGUCUACAGCCUGCUUAGGACCGCCAUCGUCACCGGCACCGGUGCCAGAGCGUAAUAUCACCUAUUCCGCGCACCAUCAAUCACCUGGUGCGCUCAGUAAUUCCACAUCAACUUCAAGCAUAUCAUCGAGAUCAAUGCGUAAAAUACCAUACAACUUCAUACAUGCGUCCAAUCCAAAUUUGGUUGAAUUCGAUUUCCAAACUUCAAAAACACUUGACUAUUCACUGCCCAAAAUAAACUCAGCCAAUUCGUGGGAUGCACAUCAUAAUAUACAGACCUUUAUCACUUUAAAAGAUUUAAUGUUGCGUAAGCAGGAGGAGGAGGCCCAAGAGAUGUAUAACAAUCGUGUGCUGCUAGGUGUCGAAAAGAAAGAUAUCCAACAGAAUAGAGCUUGUGGCGGUGGCGGUGGUGGUGACUGCAAUGACAGUUGUGCCGGCAGUAUAAGUAGUAAACUGUCCAAAACUCAGAAUCGUAGUUUACCGAAGACGCCCGAUUACGAAAUUAGUUUUAAACCGACCGAUGAAGAUAUACGUCGCACUCGCACCAAGGAAGGUUUGAAACUACGUGACUUCGGUUAUGAACUAAUAUACGGUGAUGAACCGAUUAGCGGUGGUGGUGUGCACACGGCGUCACGUCAAAAUUCCAAUAUAUCUACCGCAAGCGGCAAUACCGACCACCACUCGGAGAGUAGCAGCAUAAUAAGUAGCAAGUCUCGUUCAUUCGCUCUGCUUCCGCACAAAAGUAAGAAGCAUUCAAGUAAUAGCUGCUCAUCUACUUCUUCAAUUGCUGAGUUGGGCAGUGCGGGUGAAAAGCGUUCCGGAAGCAUUAAAAAGAAGAGUAAAAGCGAGCGCAUUUUUCAACAAUUUCAUAAGCAUUCAACAAACAAUAGCAGUGCCAACUCGGCAAUGACCAUGACUCUGCCAUUAAAUAAGCAUAAAAAUAGUCAACGCGAUGCGGAAUUAUCCAGCGUAGUCUCUGGUUCAGGCAUUAAGAAAAGUCAUACCUAUAACCAUGAUUUGAAAGAAAAAGCUGGUGCUAAAUAUGAUGCUCAUCGGAAAAAUUCCGUACCGAUUUUAACAAAGUUGAGUACAACUUUCGGAGUAGGCGGUAGCAAUAGCGGUAAUAAUGCUUCGGGAUCGAUAAACAGUAGCAUUUUGACGGCUAGCGGUGGUAAGGGUGGCAAAGAAAAACGUCUGUUAGGCUCGCCGCUGCUCCACCGCACCGUCUUUGGCACACAACAUCAUCAUCGUCAUCAGCAACAACAUAAUAUGAGCGGCAUUUCAAUGCCAACCACACCAACAUGCGCUGGUCGCGAAUAUGAUCGGGAAAUUUUCUCACAAAUCAUAUUUCCAAAAGUGAAUACCAGCCAUCACCAUCAUCAUCAACCCAAUCACUAUCAAGGUGAUCGCACUGGUGCCAGCAACACGCGGCACGUUCAUUUGACUACCUCACAAGCCAACGAAGUAAUUACAGCCCCAGAAGAUAUCGCGCCACCGCCGCCGCAUGAAUCCCGUGAUGGUAAUGGCAAUGGCAAUAGAAGUCUGAAAGAGUUAAAUUCAACUGCUGUGAAUGCAGCGACAAUCAACUCGCCAGAAUAUCCGCACAUGGAGUGUCCGCCGGUAUUCGAACCCGAAAUAUACUCAUUAACCGAUCCGCAUGCUAGCCAAACCUUGCUAUUACGUCGCAAAGAUAGCGGUAGCAAUGGUGUUGAUAAGCAGUAAUAUCAAUAUCAAUCACAUAAGCUUAUAUGAAUAGGAAUAUCCUAUGUAAAGUAACCCAAGUUGUAACUGCUACGGUAUAGUUACGAACGUCAAAUAAUAGUGUCUUCCCUUAGUUAGUUUUAUGUUUUUUGAUAUUAAGUUCGACAGUCGUGUAAAUUAAUAUUUUUGAACGUAGUCU